GCAGCAUCGCUAAUCAAAUCCCAGAUUCCCAGGGAAAAUCCAAAAUUCUUCUCCCAGCUUCAAACAGAAUCCUUCUCCCAGCUUCAAUCUGAAAUCCUUCUCCUAGUCGCAGCCGCCUCGGCCUUUGCCUCAUCAUCAUCCUCAGAUGCCGCACCUUCGUCGGCCUCUAACGGUGUCGUUUCCUCCAUAACUGACGGCUUCUUCGCCUCUUUGCUGUCUCGACUCGUCACUCUCUCCGCCCAUGACUUUUCAGGUGAGACGCUGUGGACCACCGGUUUCUUUGGCAUGUGUGACUCUUAUUCGUUCCCGUCGUCUUCUCAGCAAGCGAGAAUGAGAUUCCAUGAGAAUAUAAAGCGAUUCGCCAGAAAUUAUGCUACGCUCUUCAUCGUCUUCUUCGCUUGUGCUGUAUCAGAUGCUGCUUGCAUUGGUUGGAUUGUUAGCAAGCUUAGCUCUUUCGGAGCUCUUGUCUUGAGGAAAUCGGUUCUUGUUCUUUCGGACUAUGCAACCCCUACUUCUCAGAAUCUCUUGGCUCGUUUGGCUAUAGAGAGCAUUGUGUUUCAUGUGGUGAUGAACCUUAGAGGAUGUGUUGGU
Messenger RNA from Thlaspi arvense, 591 nucleotides. The record is from the annotation of a GenBank genome assembly. NCBI's taxonomy places the organism in Eukaryota, Viridiplantae, Streptophyta, Magnoliopsida, Brassicales, Brassicaceae.